GGAUCAAGUAAGGACCAAGUAAGGACCAAGUAAGGAUCAAGUAAGGAGCAAGUAACGAUCAAGUAAGGACCAAGUAAGGAUCAAGUAAGGACCAAGUAAGGAUCAAGUAAGGAUGCACCAUUCACUCUCACCAGAUCCUUCCGCCUGUUUCGGAUCUUCUGACGUCGGACAUUGGACGUCAAGCCUUCUGGACGUGCCUCGGCUCCCUCAGACGGACGUCUCGGGGAAGAGCCCUGCCCUGCGCGGUGUCAUGGUCAGCCUGGAGACGGCCACUCUCUGGGAGACGUUCAACAGCCUUGGAACAGAGAUGAUUGUGACUAAAGCCGGAAGGAGGAUGUUCCCGCUCUUCCAAGUUCGUAUUUGGGGAAUGGACCCUACCGCAGAGUAUUCCCUUCUUCUAGACUUCUUACCAGUGGGAGACAAAAGAUACAGGUACGCGUUCCACUCCUCUUCCUGGCUGGUCUCAGGCACCGCGGAUCCAGCUCCUCCUGGGCGUCUUCACUUCCACCCCGAUUCUCCGGCACGAGGAUCUCAUUGGAUGAGACAAACUGUUUCUUUUGACCGACUUAAACUGACCAACAAUGCCCAGGAUAUGAGAGGACAUAUAAUCCUGAACUCCAUGCAUCGGUACCAGCCACGGCUCCAUAUCCUGCUCUCUGAUCGCCAUCAAGGUGGUGAAGCUCGCGCCGCACAGAACUUCGUAUCCUUCAUCUUCCCAGAGACUCAGUUUACGGCUGUGACAGCCUAUCAGAAUCAUCGAAUCACACAGCUGAAGAUCGCCAGCAACCCAUUUGCCAAGGGUUUUCGGGAUGUUGACGGUGAUGAAUGGUUAUUGUCCCGUAUUCCAGCACCGGUCAAAAUACAUGUCAAGGAUUCUCCUGAGAGAUGGCACAAUAUGGACUCUCACCCCACGCUAUGUUCCGAAACCCACUUUAGGCAUCCUGCAGAACCAUAAUGUCUUAUGUAUACCCACAAUAACUGCACCUCCAAGUGUUAGUGUUUUUGUCAGGA
Messenger RNA from Hyla sarda, 1011 nucleotides. Its product is annotated as T-box transcription factor TBX10-like. Gene Ontology annotation, cellular component: nucleus. Gene Ontology annotation, biological process: regulation of transcription by RNA polymerase II; positive regulation of DNA-templated transcription; cell fate specification. Gene Ontology annotation, molecular function: RNA polymerase II cis-regulatory region sequence-specific DNA binding; DNA-binding transcription factor activity, RNA polymerase II-specific. NCBI's taxonomy places the organism in Eukaryota, Metazoa, Chordata, Amphibia, Anura, Hylidae. The coding region runs from base 113 to 955 and encodes 280 amino acids. The transcript is spliced from 7 exons. The record is from RefSeq and is a predicted model, not a curated record.